AUGUGCGAUGGCAUGUGCGCGAGCGGAAGAGGGGCAGAUGUAGCUGUCCAAUCCGCGGUUACCGAUAAGACUCCCAGUGUGACCCGGCACCGUUUUCCCAUCAACGACAUAAAGGCCGACGACCAAAUAUUCGCAACGAUGCCAUCGCCGGCCUACACAGCCAAAGAAAAAGAAUGGCUCAAGCGCCACUGGGACGGCGAAUUCAAGUUCCUCGCCGCGUAUGGGCUAAGCAUCUACGACGAGGACGACCGCGAAGAGGGCCGAGCGAUUGCUAGGGCCAUGAUUGCGCAGGAUGAGGCCUGA
This is a messenger RNA of Chaetomium globosum CBS 148.51, 303 nucleotides long. RefSeq lists its product as uncharacterized. The transcript has 2 exons. The record is from RefSeq and is a predicted model, not a curated record. The coding region runs from base 1 to 303 and encodes 100 amino acids. NCBI's taxonomy places the organism in Eukaryota, Fungi, Ascomycota, Sordariomycetes, Sordariales, Chaetomiaceae.